AUGCCGGCCAACACAGAAAAAGACGUAGCAACCAUCGAGUUUGCCAGAACUCUCCAAAACACCCCAUGGUGCGAUGACUACGAGAAGAUGAUCUCAGGCGUCCUGUACAACUGCCUGGCACCCGAGCUGGUCCAAGGCCGCUUCCGCGCCCGCAGGUUCAUGCACAAAUACAACAACUACUUCCCCGAAGACGCCACCGCCGAUUCCCUAUGCGCAGACCGCGAGCAGAUGCUCAGGGGCAUCCUCGGCAGCGUGGGCACGUCGCCCUUUGUCGAGCCCCCAGUCAACAUCGACUACGGCUGUAACGUUUCGGUGGGCGACGGCUUUUAUUCCAACUUCAAGUAA
Molecule: messenger RNA, 345 nt
Organism: Cryphonectria parasitica EP155
Lineage: Eukaryota; Fungi; Ascomycota; Sordariomycetes; Diaporthales; Cryphonectriaceae
Exons: 2
Coding region: 1-345 (114 amino acids)
Molecular function (GO): acetyltransferase activity
Source: RefSeq, a predicted model, not a curated record